UGGAGGAUGUGAUGGUGGAUGGGGCGUGUGUACUCCCACCGCAACGGCGCAAGGAACUUCGUGCCUCCCUCAUGGAGAUCAGCAAUGAGCUGCUGCAGUUUACACAGGCGGAGAUAGUAGCCAUGAAGAGUGCCCUGGAGAGCCAAUCGUCUGCACGCGAUGUGUCCCAUGCCACAGCCGUUCUACGCAGUGCGCUGUCGUUGUUGAACAUUGCGUUUUCGGUUUUCGGACCCAAAUUUGUUUUGCAAUUGGAGUUUGUGCCGCUUUUGGCGACUUUCCUGCGCUCCAAUCCCAUUUUUACCGAGCUUCGGCCACUGGUGAUGGAGGGCUUCUACGCACUGACAGUCAUCACCACACAAAUUCCUUACGCCACAAACAAGACACAAG
Sphaeroforma arctica JP610 is the source of this 387-nucleotide messenger RNA. RefSeq lists its product as hypothetical. Lineage: Eukaryota; Ichthyosporea; Ichthyophonida. The record is from RefSeq and is a predicted model, not a curated record. The transcript has 2 exons. The annotation marks the transcript as partial.